Molecule: messenger RNA, 1785 nt
Organism: Morchella sextelata
Lineage: Eukaryota; Fungi; Ascomycota; Pezizomycetes; Pezizales; Morchellaceae
Exons: 2
Coding region: 1-1785 (594 amino acids)
Cellular component (GO): membrane
Source: RefSeq, a predicted model, not a curated record
AUGGCCACCGCGCCGUCAGCCAAUGCCUCCAGAAGCACGACCCCGACCCCCAGCCGCAUCACCCUCUUCGACAACACGCUCCCGGCCGCGCCCUCGCCCUCCCCCACCGCCUCCGACGAGAACCUGCCCUCCGCGGCCUCCUCGUCCAAGGCCCCCGGCCGCCGCGAGACGCUGAGGAAGGCAAUCGCGUACCGCAAGUACAAGCGGUGGAGCGUGGACCCGUUCCCGAGCGAUGAGCACCUGUCCGCCGCGGGCGGGGUGUCGCCGCCGGACCCGAGGGCGGCGGGGGUGGUGGAGCGCGUGGGCGAGGAUGAGGAGGCUCUUGGCUCGAGCAGUGGGAGCGAGGAGGGGAGGAGGGGGCGGCAGAGGAGUGAUACGGGCGGGAAUGGGCCCAAGGUCGACGGGGACGGGCAGGAGAGGAGGACGGGGAGGAGGAAGGACGGGAAGGAGGAGAAGGAGGUGGCCGAGAUCGAUAUCCUCUAUGAGAACCAGCGCGGAAUGUUUGUCUGCGGCAUCCCCCUAUUCUCCGCAAAGGGCCUGCUCAACUUCGACCCCUCCCCCUGGCAGAACAGGCACUACCACGGCUCCGCCGUCUCGAUCGUCAACGCACAAGUCCCCGACCCGACAUGGACGUGGGCAUGGAAGACCUGGUACGUCGACAUGACCACCGACGUCGACGAGGAAGGGUGGACCUACUCCUUCUCCUUCAGCCCCGCCUUCUCCUGGCACGGCACGCACAUCUGGUUCCACUCCUUCGUGCGCCGCCGCCGCUGGCUGCGCAAGCGCAUCAAGCUCCACGGCCACGACAGCGGCAGCACAUGCAGCAGCCGCUCCGGCAGCCGCGAGCGCGGCCACACCCUCAACCCCGACUACUUCACCAUCCACUCGCACAGCCGCCACCGCCACGCCGCCGCCACCGCCGACGGCAGCACCAUCCUCGGCGGCGGCGCAAAGAAGAAGAAGAAGCGCGGCCUCAUGGGCGGCGAGGGCUGGGACUGGAAAGACGAGGACGGCGACGGCCGGGACGACGCCGAGCAGGCGCAGCAGGAGGGAAUCAAGGACAUCCCAACACUCAUGAACGUGCUCCGCGCCGCACGCCUCGACCGCGAGAAGGUCGAGGCCGUCGAGAACUUCCUGAAGGAGGCCGGCGACGAGGUCGAGUAUCUGCCGGAGCGUGUGCCGGCCAUCAUGGCGCUGAUGAUCUUUCAGGCGUCGCGCAGGCAGCUGCUGUCGCUGCUGGUCCGCGCGGCAGAGGACGCGGAGAGGGCGGAGGAGGGGCCGGAUACGCCGGUGGUGGAGGAGGAAAAGGUGCCGGAGGCGCCGUUGCCGCCCACGGUGGCGGCGGCGGAGCCCACGACGCCGCUGUCGGCGAUAUCGGCGUCGUCGCAGAAUUUGCUGCUGCCGCCGUCGCCGGUGGAGGCGCCGGUGCCGCCGCUGGCGGUGCCGAUAAAGGAUGAGAGUGUACCGGAGGAGCCGGCUGCUGGAUCGGCGGAGGCGGGGAGGAGGGUGAGGGAGAGGAGGGAGCGGAGGACGAGGGCGCUGAGGGGUGCGGUGCAGGUGGCGGAGGGGGAGGUGAAGAGGAUGGAGUAUUGGAGUGAUGUUGCGGGGGCGGCGGGGGUUGUGGGGGUGGGGUUGAAGGAGGGGGAAGAGGAGGAGGAGGAGGAGGAGGAGGAGGAGAAGGGUGGGGAGACGUUUACGGGGGGCGCGGGGGCGGGAGGGAAGUAUGUGGGGAGUGCGGCGAGGGCGGUGGAUAGGAAGGGGAAGGGGAGGGACACUAGUGUAUAA